UUCCCCGAAACCUCAGGGGCGACGCCAAUCCUCCAGAGGGCAUUUCCGUCAUUUGAGCCCAAUUUGAACAAAAGGGCGCGCAGUGUUAAGAUGACCUGCUCGAAGUUCCUGCAACUAAUUCCCAAUUCCAGAAAUAGCCCCAAAGAAACACCAGAAUCUCAUCUCUCUCUCUCUCUCUCUCUCUCUCUCUCUCUCUCUCUCUCUCUCUCUCUCUCUCUGUAUGAGAAAGAUCCAAGAAGGAGCUUCAGGGAGCCGGAAGAACCACGGAGCUCUAUCUCAUGUCUACCAUCUUCGAUGCCUGCAAGAAGCGCAAACGGCAGAUCAAGGCCUAUGCAUUCCAUGCGUUUGCAGACCCUGGCUGCCCAGUCGACUACUCAGGCCCGUUCCGCGACAAUAUCCGAUCAUUCCUCCGGGAAUGCGCUGAGAUUGAGGACUACAAUGUCGAAGGGAUGCCGACCUGGUGCACGCUGCUCGUCAAUGAGGGCAGCGGUGUCGUUGUCCCUCUCUAUUUCAUCGAAGAAAAUGUCAAGCACUCAAGACGCCCGUUCUGCGAUUUCUGCCGUUGCGUCGGUUGGAGACAUCAUUUCGUGUCCAAACGGCGAUAUCAUAUCAUGAUUCCGUCUGACAGCGAGUGGGAUAAGCCUCUCAGUGAUAGGAUUUUCAGUCUCCAAAACCAUCUUCUGCACGGAUUGAUUCACUGCAACGGUUUCGGUCACCUGCUCUGCAUCAAUGGCCAUGAAGGCAGAUCGAAAUACAUCCGAGGAAGAGAGAUCAUGGAUCUGUGGGAUCGGAUCUGCACGACACUCCGGACCCGGAAAGUGACGGUCGAGGACAUAUCAACGAAAAGUUCCAUGGAGCUGCGGCUACUCUGUGGUGUGGCCUACGGCCAGCCAUGGUUCGGAAGGUGGGGCUAUAAGUUCUGCCAUGGAACCUUCGGAGUGACAGAACAUAAUUACCAGCAGGCCAUUGAGAUCCUCAGCUCACUCGAUCUUGACAGAGUCAUCGAAGAUUUCAAAGAGGUGGGCCGGGCAAGAGAGAUGGAACGGAUCAUCCUCAGCUAUCAGAAGGCGAGCAAGGCCCAUCUAGAAACCAUCCGUGACCUCCUCCUAUGCAUGCUCGAGCUCAAAUCCCACCUCCCAUUAAAGAACAACACCACAACUACCACGGUUGCUACUACAGCUCGGAAAACCCCAGCGGGCCCCAAGGCUGGGGCGCCCAAGCAGAGCAAGCCAGCAGCACGGGAGAAGAAGAACUGCAUCGAUUUCAGCACAGUAGCAGCCAGCCUGAUGAGCCGAUGGUCCAUCCGGCGAUUAGAACUCACUGCCCAGGUGAUAGUCGAUGCGCUAAAAGAGAAUAGAUCAGGCGGCCACAGUGGGGCCCACGUGUGGAUGACACGUCAGGACGUCCGCGACGCAGCCAGGCUCCACAUAGGUGACACGGGCCUGAUCGACUUUGUGCUCAAGUCCCUCGGCAACUGCAUCGUCGGGGACUGCGUCGUCGUCCGAGCCGCCAACCCAACCACACGGGUGCUCCAGUACACAGUCAAGGACACCACGACCAGCAAUGGCGCAGCUGCCACAGAACCUGUUGCCAAGCUAGACAAACCAGCACUGGGCCCCGCCGAGAGGAUGGACAUAAACCGGGACAUGUUGCACGUGUACAAGCAUGUGCUAGAGCACUACCCAGCCGAGGCAUGGGAGCCAAUGCGGCUAGCCGGACGUGCAAUCCUCCAUAGCAAGCACUUUGUGAAGGCGUGGCCAUUCCAGGAUGCUGAUGACGAGAUGCUGCGGUUCAUGUGCAAGCUGAUGCCCUCAGCUGGGGAGGAGGCUGAGGAGCUGACGCAGCCGCUUCCGCCGCCCGUGCUGGUAGUGGUCCCGCCGCAUGCGACGGUGGGAGAGCUGCGGGCGGCGGGGGAGCAGGCCUUCCGGGACACGUACUGCAUCCUGGAACGGUUCGAGGCGGCCGCGGUGGAGGGAUUGGAAGGCGACGAAGAGGAGCUUCUGUUCGCUGUGGCCCAGUCCGGGGCGACUGUGUGGCUGAGAGGGAGUGGCGUGGACCUGAGGUGCAAGCUGAGGUAUGAGGGUGGGGCCGAUAACUGGACGGUGGAUUGCACGUGCGGGGCGCGGGAUGACGAUGGGGAGCGGAUGGUGGCGUGUGACAUAUGCGAGGUGUGGCAGCACACGAGGUGUGGCGGCAUCGACGAUGCAGCCGCUGUGCCGCCGCUGUUCGUGUGCGCGCGGUGCGGGAGCAUGCUCGCUCCGCAUGGCCAUGAGAUCCUCGGCAAGGUGGCGCUGCCGCCGGAGUACACGUGAGAGGGGUGCCGUGUGCCACAUGUGGGGUGGCAGGUGUGCAUGUGUUGGUGUAAUGGUUUUUUUUUU
Molecule: messenger RNA, 2378 nt
Organism: Magnolia sinica
Lineage: Eukaryota; Viridiplantae; Streptophyta; Magnoliopsida; Magnoliales; Magnoliaceae
Product: PHD finger protein MALE MEIOCYTE DEATH 1
Exons: 3
Coding region: 279-2312 (677 amino acids)
Source: RefSeq, a predicted model, not a curated record